Molecule: messenger RNA, 1697 nt
Organism: Homalodisca vitripennis (glassy-winged sharpshooter)
Lineage: Eukaryota; Metazoa; Arthropoda; Insecta; Hemiptera; Cicadellidae
Exons: 2
Coding region: 139-1188 (349 amino acids)
Source: RefSeq, a predicted model, not a curated record
ACAUAAACUAGGAAACCCUGUCAGACGGACGGACGGACGGACAGGCAGACACUUUCCUCCAUUGUGCGAGUGAGUGCGAGUGUAUGUGGCCGACCACUCCAGCCACAGAGUUCGGCGGGCGCGGCCAUUACCACCACAAUGUACACAGCACAGAUUCUAACUCUUCUCGCCUCACUUGCACUGAGCAGGAGUCAAAAGUUCGACAUUUAUGGACGGCCAAAAUGCUGCUCAGACUCGCUCUCUCCUCUGAUUCAUCAGCAACAAUUUUGGCAAGACACACUGCGAGAGGCGACCUACCAGAGCAUCAUCCGCCACCUGGACUUUUCAGGGACUCUAGAUGGAAGACUGGACAGGGACCAAAGACUCUGGCGACAUCUCCGCGAGGCCAGGUAUAUUAUCGAUGAAAAUCCCUCUUUGGAGAAUGUUGCUGAAGAAAUACGCUCAGGAACUCUACUAGUAAGAUCUCAAAGCAGCACCAAACCUGAUUUUGAAUUUCAUCAAACUGACAAACCCACAUUUGAAUGUUUCAGAAACCAGUGUAACGAAAAUAACUCCUUGUUAGCUUUAUGGCGAGUGCGUAGAACCGAUAACCCUUACACCUUAUGGAUUAGAGUAAAACUUCCUACAGUAGCUGGUAGCCAAACAGAAGACAUGUAUGAGUACAAUACAAAAUACGGGCUUAAAAAAUUAAAUCCAGAUCCCUUUGAAUACAAAUCCCUUAAAGGGCAGAAGGGGCACAGGUUUUCAAUCCAGCCAAAAAAGAAGGGUGAUUUUAAAAGCAUAGAUAGAAUGGAUUUUCGUUUUCCAGGUCUAAAUAAAGGGUUCGGUAUAGGACGCAUUAUGCCGACAUCAAUUUUAUAUAAUUCCCCGAUAAAAUCUGGUAAAAUAGAGAAUGGUUGGGUUAUUUCACCUCCAAGAAAGCCCCACCCUGGAAUCAUUGUAGAAACAGGCCAAAGAAAGCCUCCCAGUAUUCCCAACUUUGACCAUUUAUCUGGCCCAUUUGUCACAUCUGGACCUCAUGGGUUUCACCACAUAAUACACAGCCUUCCGUCAAUUUCACCUCCUCAGAACUUAGACCAUCCAACACAGGAGUACAGAGGUUUCCUCCCUUCUAUAGGACCAAUUAGUCCACCUCCUCCCAUACAGGACAGAAUAUUCCUACGAUCCCCGCUAUGUUCUCUAUUAUAAGCAACCAAAUGCGGCCCCUCAUCACACAACAACCACAACUAAAAACUUCAAGCCUUCAACAGAAUUUGUAAAGUACUCUGAACUUGAUCCGUUUUACCAUCCAGAGGGUGAAUCUGGUUUAAUGCACACAUCACCAAUGCCCGAGUUUCCUCACGAAAAUUUUCAUAACACAAAACUGAACCCACCAAACUCUAUUAACGAGCAAUUGCCAAUGAAUUCACCGAUAGGAAACACAAAUCCUUCAUUCCAGAUCAUAGUUGGAGAUUUUAAUCCCAUUGAAGAUACUACAACAGAAAGUUCAUCCCCUGCAUCAACAAUCCCACCAAUGCCAGCAAUCACAGUUACACCAAAACCACCAAUUAAAAUUCCAAUAAAACCUAAUCCUGGUGUUGGAUUAAGACCAACUUACAAAGUUCCAGUGACCACAACUACCAAAAUUCCUCAAAUAACAACCAAAAAGACACCAUCUACAACUGAAAUACCUCAAACAAUAUUAUUUCAAAAAAUAC